CCAUAGGCUGGAGGCAAACGCUGCCCCUUCCCUCGGCGGCUAGUUCUUGCGUUCCGGCAUGCCCUCUCCUUACGCCUCCCGGUUGCUAAGCGGCGACUGAAUUGAAAACGAGUCGGAGGCGCGAAAGAGCUGCGGGCCGGCGGGAGUGGGAGGAGGAGAACCUGCCUCUUGGCGUCGCUCUUUGGCGUCCGAUAAAGGAAGGCGGCUUCGGACGUUACCAGCUGUGCUUGCAUCUUCUGGAACGGAUAAAGCCAGACUUUUUGGCCUCGGCAGUCGCUGCCCCGAAUGAAAAUGGGCGCUAAGUCUGACCAGCUCCUCAUUGUGGUGUCUAUCUUGGAAGGGCGUUAUUUCCCAAAACGUCCAAAGCGUAUGCUGGUGGUAGAAGCAAAGUUUGAUGGCGAACAUUUAGCUACAGAUCCUGUAGAACAUACUGAUCAACCAGAAUUUGCCACAGAAUUAGCUUGGGAGCUUGAUAGGAAAGCACUUCAUCAACACAGAUUACAGCGUACGCCUGUCAAGUUGCUGUGCUUUGCUUUGGAUUCUGUAUCUUCAGUUAAAGAGACAAUAGGUUAUAUUGUGCUAGAUUUAAGAACUGCUCAAGAGAAAAAGCAGCCAUCAAAAUGGUAUCCUUUACUCAGCAACAGAUAUACAAAAUUUAAGCCUGAAUUGCAACUAAAUCUGAUGUUAGAAACUGACACCAAAGCAUCCAUCGAUGGUUUUAAAGCAAGGGAAGCACCUCCCAGAGAAAUGGCAGUAUCUUUUCAGUUUCCUGGAUUGGACCCCAAAAAUCUUAUACCUGUGCUAAAUGAAGAGGAAGGAUAUCAUCAAAUUGGACCAGCAGAAUAUUGUCGUGACUAUUUUGUUUUGUCAGUUACUAUUGCAUUUGCUACACAAUUAGAACAGUUAAUACCUACCACAGUGAAAAUUCCAGAACGAAAGCCUGAGUUCUUCUUUUAUUAUUCACUACUUGGUAAUGAUGUUACCAAUGAACCAUUUUCCGACCUGAUGAAUCCAAACUUUGAACCAGAAAGAGCAUCUGUUAGAAUACGCAGCAGCAUUGAAAUUCUAAGAGCUUAUUUUUUUGCUCACUCAAAGUUGCAGAUUCAUCUCUGCUGUGGGGACCAAUCUCUUGGAAGUACUGAAAUUCUUUUAACUAGCUUAUUAAAGAAAGGAAGUGCCGAAAUUUUCCAGCAUCCAGUAGCUAUAGAAGGAGCAUUUAUUCUUGUUCCACCUAAUAGAGCUCGGCAAAAACUGCCACCCAUGCCUUUGGAUAUGGCACCUACUGUCGGAGUAUCAGUUUCACUUCAAAAGGAUGGCAGAAUUUGUCAGCCUAUAAUCCAACCAGCUGCAAAGCCUGAGACUGAAAAUGUGAAAAGAGACUUGUCUCCAAUACCUGAUAAAGAAGGGAGACCUGAAAAUGGCUCUCAAGAUAUCCUACCUCAGACACAGCAUUCGCCUCCCAUAAAAGAAGAUGCUACAGAAAGUGAAGUAGAAAGUAUUCAAUAUGACAAAAAUCCAAAAUUACAGAAAAAAGCUUUGAAAAGUAAAAUGCCUGCUUCUCAGACUCAACAUCCCAGUACUUCUGAAUCCACUACAGGACAAAAAAUUGCUGUUCCUGCAUCAUCCCAUCAUUUUUGUUUUUCGAUAGAUUUACGAGCUGUCCAUAAUCUGGAUGCUGGAUUUCCUGUUAAUUGUAUGUUAAGGUAUUCAUACCCAUUUUUUGGCAGUGCUGCACCCAUUAUGACAAAUCCUCCUGUGGAAGUAAGAAAAAACAUGGAAGUAUUUCUUCCACAGUCUUACUGUGCAUUUGAUUUUGCAACUAUGCCCUAUCAGCUUCAAGAUACCUUUUGCAGGUUACCAUUGCUAGUGGAACUGUGGCAUAAAGAUAAAACAACUAAAGACUUGCUUCUAGGAGUUGCAAGACUCCAGCUUUCGAAGGUUUUGUCCAUGGAAAAAACACGUUUUCUGGGAGGAAAUGGCGAGCAGUGUUGGCGUCAGACUUUCAGUGAAACUAUUCCUUUUACAGCAGCACAAGGGCCAAGCAACAAGAUUGCAGAUCUUUCAUAUAUAGUGACUCUAGAAGAUUAUGGACUGGUGAAAAUGCACGAAGUAGUGGUGUCUGAUUCUUCUCGGUGUUUAGGUGCCGAUGAGGUACUAGGUGUUCCUAAAGUACAGCCUGAAGUCCAUACUGAACCAAGAGAAACUCUGGAAUAUAAAGCAGCACUUGAACUAGAAAUGUGGAAGGAACUACAGGAAGAUCUUUUUGAGAAUCAGUUGAAGAAGAAGGAGUUGGCUCAUAUGCAAGCACUGGCAGAAGAGUGGAAAAAAAGGGAUAGAGAAAGAGAAGCCUUGGUAAAGAAAAAAGUUGCAGAGUAUACAGUUUUGGAAGAAAAACUUCAGAAAACUUUAACUGACUUAGAAAAACGUGAAAAACAGCUGGUCAGUGCUGAAGCUGAGCUCCAGCGGUUAAAGAAGGAACUCCAAGCAGAACAUGAACGAAAUCAGCGAGAAGUUCAGGAUACAAUACGACGAGUCAGACAAGAAUGUGCACACCAGAUUGAGCUGGAAAGGGCGAGAAUUAGGCAAUUUGAAGAGGGCAAGAUCCGUGCACAAGAACAACUAUAUGAGACAGAAAACAAGCAUAAGGCUCUGGAGAAAGAAUUUCAGCAAUAUAAGGAGCAACAGAGUAACCGACCGGAAAUCCGACUGCAAUCAGAAAUAGGCAUUCUAACUUUAGAGAAGGGGGAUCUUGAAAGAAAGUUGGAAUCGGCUACUAAAGCAAAACUACAUUACAAGCAACAAUGGGCACGAGCUUUGAAGGAACUAGCAAGACUAAAACAGCGUGAGCAAGAGAAUGCUAUGGCCCGUCUUAAAAAGCAGCAGCAAGAACUUGAACACAUGAGACUUCGGUACCUUGCAGCAGAAGAGAAAGAAUUAGGGAAGACACAACGGCAAGAGCUAGAGGAUAUCAGAAAUGAACUGAACAGAUUGAAACAAGAAGAAGACAAGAAAAAAUCACAAGAUGGCCAAGAGUUGUUGGGAGUCCAAUUGCAAAAUGCUCACUCUGGGAAAGGAGACGAAGCUUUGGAUGACUACCUUGCACGUCUAAUAGAGGAGAGGGAUACCUUGUUGAGAACAGGUGUUUAUAAUCAUGAAGAUCACAUCGUAAGUGAGCUUGAUCGUCAAAUCAGUGAAGUGCUUAUAAAAAGAAAUAGAAGCAAGUAGCAGGACUCAGAGAAUUGGUCAUAUAUAUAUGUGUGUGUGUGUGUACAUUUUUUACUUCCAAAAUUCAAGUUUCAGCAAAUGGUAGAUUGAAUCAGAUUUUGAAGGAUUUGUGUAUAUACUCUUCUGUCUUCCAAGACUUACUGCUGUAUUCAAACAUCACUACACUACUUUUGAGAAAUGAGAAGAAGCAUUGACUACUUCAAUUAUUUUAUUAUUUUUAACCUAUUUAUUUAUGUCAAUUGGUCAGUAUUGCAAAAGCUUUUAUUUACACAGUGGAAGUAUUUCUUGUCAGAAUUUUUUGCUUGCUUAUUUUAUUACAUGUCUGAUUUUUUAAUACAUUUAUACUUAAUAUUUAUAAUAAAAUGCCAUUUUAAUAAAACUGCAUUUAGGAAAAUUUCCUACAGUAAUUUGUAGUAACUUUUAAGCAAAAUUGAGAUUACAUCGCACCUUGACAUUUAAUACUUUUCUUCAUACCACAGAUUUUGCUUUAAACAAACUACUAUACUUAUUCAGAUGAUUGGUUGUUUAACAAUAGGUUGUAUGAAUAAGCCCUUAUUUAGGUUGAAAAGCACAAUUCUUACUGACAAGUAGCUGGAUCCUAACCAAGUUAUGUUGAUCUCAGUUUUCUGUAUUAAUCACAAUUCAGUUAAGAUCCAUCAAGCAAUGGCACCUGAUUUAUCUGGUCCAUAUUUGUACUGAAGUAAAUGGUGGAAGAGUAUUUGGAAAAUUUGGUAGCGGAUGGCCAAGUUUGUAAGUGCAUUUCUCUGAUCUGUAAAAGGAGAUGGAUUACUUAAUAUCACAUCAUUUAUAAACACUGCAUAUCAAAUAGUUGUCAGAAUAGAUUAAUGUUUUCCUUACACCAAUAUUAUUUUCAUCCAUAUAUUAAAAUUUAUAUAUGGAAUUAAGUGUGGGGUUAUCUGUAUAUCUGGAAGCUACUGCCUAUAUCAGUUGUCCAAUCCAACACUAAACAAGGGCGCAUUUGUUUGGAUAUUACUAUGCAUGCAUCUCAUUACACAGUGAUUUUACAUGUGUAAGAUUUUGUGAUAUAAAUAAUCCAACAUAGCAAGCUAUGGUUCUAUGCUUAAAAUUGGAGAUGAACCGGAGAUGAACGAGAACGACCCUUCCUCUUCCCUCCUCAAAAUUUAAAAGAAAAAACAAAAAACAAAACAAAAAACAAAUGGAAAAUAAAAUGGUUAAUUCAACAGUAUAAUUAUCCAUAUGUUGGAUUUAAUUAUUUAAUUAAAUUUAAUUAUUAAAUAUCCAUCUCUUUAAAGGAUAUUUUAAAAGAUGUUGGUAACUUAGGCUAUACAAAUAAUUUACACAUAGAUACUCUAAUCCUAAAUUUUACAUUAUCGUGCUUGCCAUGUUUUAUUUAUAUUUUAUUGAUAUUCCUGCUUGAUUGUUGUGCGAUGCCCAGAGUCAUUGAAAGUUGGGCAACAUACAAAAUUAAUAAUAAUAUAUUUACCACCAGGUAAAAAGGUAAAAAGUAACAAUGGAGAAAAGUUUCAACACAGAAUUGAUUUUGGACUUAAAAUCAUAUCAUGCCGUUUGUUUCUGCCUGAGUUAGCCAUAUAAACUUUGGUGAUGCAUAAUUCUCAGCAAUAUGCUCAGUGCUUGUUAUGGAUGGAGUGUCAAAUGUGCAUGUGAAGUAUGGGAUUGUUUUAUUCUGUGGUUUGGAUAGGAAUCUACAUCUUAAUUCUUUCAUAGAUACUAGUCUGAAUGUUGCCUGCCCUCACCAUUUCUUUGUGCAUACAAGUGAAAACAUUCACAAGGCAUUUUUCCUCUCACUAAUUAAUAAGGAACUUAGUUUAUCUUUUAUUUUACAUCCAUAGUUUAAAAUAACUGAGACUGCAGUGUAGCCUUAGUCAGGAUGAUGCCAGAAGUGAUGGAAUUCUGAAUGUGAUAUGGGUAGAAAGAAAAUGGGAAAAUAUCACUUUAACACUGGGCAGUGUGUCUUCAAUAACAGCCCCUUUUUCUUUUCCAGUUUCUUAUCUAAUGAGGAAUUCAAAAUAAUUUAAAGAUUUGUGACUUUAAAUGUUGUAAUAUGAACAAUGGGUUUUUUUCUGAUGACAAAUUAUUAUUUUUGUAAACUUAAAAUAUUUUAUAUUCUAUAUUGAAUGUAUGAAAGUAAUGUGAAAGUUUACUUCAAAAAUUGGUCAUAAAAUGGGAUUUUUUUAGUAAAAAAAAUCAUCUACUACAUACUGGUGGUGAAAGAAACUCAAUUUUUCCGCAUUUUGAGACAAAAUACAUUUGUAUUUGCCACACAUAUUCUGUUAGAAUAUUUUCAUUACACUUCAAAUCUCACUUCUACACUGAAAAUCAUAUAUCUUACCAUAUUUGUGGCUUUGUUUAUAUUAAGGAUUUUAAAAGGUAUUUAAAAAUAUAUUUACAUUGUAAAUCUAGUCACGCUGUAAUUCAUUUUAAGUAACCACAUUUUUGCUGAUUAUUCUUUUAAAGGACUGAAAGGGGGGGAAAAUCUUCAGUUAAUUUUCUUUAACUGUGCCAUUUGCAUUUAAAGAUUUUGUAAUGUUGAACAGUUUACUGCUAUAUGUGAUAUAUUUGCAAUAAAUCACUUCCAUAAUUAUUAUCCUAGAAUUUAAAUAAUGCAAUAGUGAGCAAUUAUAAUUUGUAAAUAAUUUAAUUUAUUGCAUUGCUAACAUGUCAUAAAAGAAAAUGCCAAUAAACCUGAAAUAUUCUUUUAUGUUUCGUGCAGUUAUAUUGUAUAGGUUUAAAAUGUAAAUCAAAUAUUGAAUUUGCAACUAACUCUCUAACACUAGAGGGGGCCUUAACAUUAAAUAAAGGCCAUUUUUUCAAUCUAAAAUGUAUUUUAAGGUUUGGUGAGCAUGAAUUCAACAUAAACCUUGAAAUACGUGUUAUCUAACUCCUUUUAAAAUAGCAUUAAAUAUUAUUUCACAUACAUUCCUUUGAAGAUAAAAAUACCCAAGUAGAGUCCAUUAUACUUUCUAAGUAUCUUCUUAAGUAUAUCUGUGAAGCUUAUGCAGCACUUGAUGCUUUGCAGCUCCAAAGAUGCCUUUUCACAAGGAAUUGGAUAGCAAAUCAAGUUUAACCAAGUCAGUUAUCACAAGAGAAAGUGGGCUAGUGUCUAUUGGUUUCCAAUUUUUCUCCACAAACCAGGUGAUGAAUAUGGAUAUAUUUGGUUCCAUUGUAAAUUUUUCUUUGGUGUGGAAGAGAUCCCUAUAUGUGCAGGAUGGAACAUUAUUUAACACUUGCAAUAUUCAACUUCGACACUUCCUAAUAAUCUGUAGGAGAGCCAGUUUGGUGUAGUGGUUAAGGCAUCAUGAUGGAAACCAGGAGAGUUCUAGUCCACCUUAAGUACAAAGCCUGCUGUUUGACCUUGGCCUAGUCACUUUCUCUCAGUCCUAGUAAGGAAGCAAGGGCAAACCACCUCUGAAAAACCUUGUCAAAACUGAAGGGACUUGUCUAGGUAGUCGUCUUAAAAAUGGGACACAAUUAAACAGAAGCAAGCAAAAAGUCUGUAAUGAAACAAUAAGUAUUUAUGAAUAUGUUCUUAUUAUUUAUAAAAUUGCUUUGUCUCCUUUAUUGACUUGAUUUUCAUUCCAAACAGCAAAACAGCACUUAAUUUAUUAGCAUUAUCUGAUUCACUUUUUCCACCUUCAUUGUUAACAGCUACACAUAGAUAAAUACUA
Thamnophis sirtalis is the source of this 6893-nucleotide messenger RNA. RefSeq names its product centrosomal protein 120 (gene CEP120). Lineage: Eukaryota; Metazoa; Chordata; Lepidosauria; Squamata; Natricidae. The record is from RefSeq and is a predicted model, not a curated record. Gene Ontology annotation, cellular component: centrosome. Gene Ontology annotation, biological process: positive regulation of centriole elongation; interkinetic nuclear migration.